AUGGAGCCCUGGCAGUUUACAGCAACUGAGGCCAUUGCCCAGUUCAAGAACGGCUCGCUCACAAUUGAGCACUAUGCCCGCUCCCUGCUAGCCAGAAUUGCGAAGAGAGAUGAUGCCGUCAAAGCAUGGGCAUAUCUGGACCCAGAUUAUGUGAUUGAGCAGGCCAAGAAGCUCGAUGAGGUGCCGCCUGAGAAACGGGGCCUUUUGCACGGAGUCGCAAUUGCUGUGAAGGAUGUCAUUUACACCAAAGACAUGCCCACACAGUUCAAUUCUCCUAUUUAUGAAGGAGACGCCCCGAAAGUAGAUGCAGCAUCGAUCAUUACUCUGAGACAUGCUGGUGCCCUGAUUUUGGGAAAGACCACGACCACAGAGUUCGCCUCAACCACGUACGGCGGCAAGACCUCUAAUGCCCAUGACUCCACUAGAACACCAGGCGGCUCAUCAUCUGGGUCUGGUGCUGCGGUUGGCGAUUUUCAAGCUCCUAUCGGUCUUGGCACCCAAACGGGUGGUUCCACAAUCCGUCCUGGCUCAUAUAAUGGAAUCUAUGCCUUCAAGCCGACUUGGAACUCAAUCAGUCGUGAAGGGCAAAAGAUUUACUCUCUGCUGUUCGAUACGCUCGGUUUUUACGCUCGCAGUGUCGAGGAUCUCCAACUCCUGGCCGACGUCUUCGCACUGGAGGAUGACCAACCCGUCAAAGAGCCAUUCGAGAUCAAGGGCGCAAAGUUUGCUUUGUUGAAGACGACGGUCUGGCCACAAGUAGGUCCAGGAACCAUUGCAGCAAUGGAACACGGAGCCAAUAUACUCAGGAGCCAUGGAGCGGAAGUGGACGAGAUUGAGCUGCCGCCCGAGUUCAGCGAGGCACCGGAGUUCCACCGCAUCCUACUCCACAGCGAGGGCCGUGUUUCCUUUUUGCCCGAGUACAGAACCGCGAAGGAGCAACUCCACCCAUUUUUGAUCGGACACGUUGACAACGAGCACAAUAUUUCUCGAGCUGCUCAACUGAAAGCAUUUGACGGCAUGGCUGCGCUGAGGCCGAAGAUUGACGAGAUUGCUGGUCGCUACGCGGCUAUUGUUACCCCUAGUGUGCCAGAUGUCGCACCUGUGGGACUUGUGACAACUGGAACUGCCGCUUUCAAUAGUAUUUGGACUGCAUUUCACACCCCAGUAACCAACAUUCCAGGGUUCAAGGGCGAGGCAGAUAUGCCGAUUGGGCUUUCGCUUGUUGCCCCUCGAUACCAUGAUAGGCACCUACUUGCGGUUUCCAAGGCGGUAGGAAGUAUCUUCGAAGCGGAAGGUGGUUGGAAGCGGAAUAAUAUAUAG
Molecule: messenger RNA, 1320 nt
Organism: Truncatella angustata
Lineage: Eukaryota; Fungi; Ascomycota; Sordariomycetes; Amphisphaeriales; Sporocadaceae
Product: amidase
Exons: 2
Coding region: 1-1320 (439 amino acids)
Source: RefSeq, a predicted model, not a curated record